Hermetia illucens (black soldier fly) is the source of this 682-nucleotide messenger RNA. RefSeq names its product protamine-like. The coding region runs from base 52 to 501 and encodes 149 amino acids. NCBI's taxonomy places the organism in Eukaryota, Metazoa, Arthropoda, Insecta, Diptera, Stratiomyidae. The transcript has 2 exons. The record is from RefSeq and is a predicted model, not a curated record.
UUAAUUGUCUUACUUAAGUGAUCAGUGCGAAUUUGCAAGUUGGUCGCAGUAAUGCAAAAAUUACUGCUAUUAAAUCUUUUCUUGGUUGUUUGCUUAUCACUUUUGCUCAUUGAUGAUACUGAAGCGAAUUCCGUUGGUCAGACUGGACUUGAGAUUUUAUCGAGAUUUACCAGAGCUGUGAAUCGUGGAGUCAAGUAUUAUAGUAGAGAGACAUUUUUCAAGUUUCCCAUUAUCAAACGAAGGAAUUCGAAAUUAAGAAAACGUUUAGAUGCAUUGAGUAGAAGGAAUAAGAGAAAAAGACGUCGCAGAAGGCGCAAAAAAAGGAACAGGGCAUUACGGCGCAAAAGAAGAAACAAUACACGCCGGCGGAAAAAAAGAAACGGAUCACAAAAGCGCAGAAAAAAACAAAGGAGGUGGGCACGUAAUAAUCGAAAUCGAUCCAAAAAGCUAAGAAAACGGUCCAGUGCAAGUUGGAGAAAUUUUAAUGGGCAUUUUAUGUAGUUGCCAUAUUACUUAUUGAAGCCUUGUUUUAUGAAUAACCUUAACAAUGAUGUUGACUACGUUGAUUGAAUUGUUAUCAAAACUUUAUAUUAUCCUGUGUUCUGCAAGGGAUGUGCUCUCGUGAUAUUUGUGUCUGUAAUACGGAAAGUUUGGUGAAACUAAAUUUUUAAGUCUCUCAAUA